Molecule: messenger RNA, 1444 nt
Organism: Pneumocystis carinii B80
Lineage: Eukaryota; Fungi; Ascomycota; Pneumocystomycetes; Pneumocystales; Pneumocystaceae
Exons: 6
Coding region: 47-1399 (450 amino acids)
Biological process (GO): N-glycan processing
Cellular component (GO): glucosidase II complex
Molecular function (GO): protein binding
Source: RefSeq, a predicted model, not a curated record
AGGAGUUAUAGAGACAAAGAAACAUCUUUAUAGAGGUCAAGGAGGAAUGUGGAAAUGUUUAAAUACAUCUCAAUAUAUUUCUUUUUCCCGUAUAAAUGAUGAUUGGUGUGAUUGUGAAGAUGGAUCGGAUGAACCAGGAACGUCAGCUUGUAGUAAUGGAGUGUUUUUUUGUGAAAAUUUGGGCUAUAUUUCACGUUAUAUUCCUUCAUCAUAUGUGAAUGAUGGUAUAUGUGAUUGUUGCGAUGGAUCUGAUGAGUAUGAGCAUAAUAUUAGAUGUGAAAAUACAUGCGAAGAGCAGCAUAAGAAAUAUAGCCAAGAAUUAGCUAAGAAAGAUUAUAUUUACAAAAAAGGAUCUAAAAUUCGUCAAACUUGGGAAGAAAAAAUGAAACAUAUAGACAAGGAUUUAGAAGAUGAGAUAAGGGAUAUUUCGAAUGAGUUAAAGAAUGCAAUUCGUGAAAAUCAGAAGUUAAAAAGGUCAAAGAUUCUUGAGAAUUUUAAAACCUUUGAAAGAGAAAAUGUAUCUUUUCCAGAUAUUCUUAAUGAAAGUAUCAGUAAUAUUUUUGAAAAACAUAAAAACAUGUUUUCAUCUUUUAUGGAUUUAUGGCAGGAGAAAGUAGGUUCUUUUGAUGAGGCAUUAACAAAUUUAAAAGAUAAAUAUGAUGAUGAUCCAUCAAAUAUUGAUUUAAGUAAUAUGAUAAAAUCAUUGGAGGAAAUAAAAAGUUAUUUAGAUUCUAAAAAUAAUGGGUAUAAUGAAUAUAUAGAAGAAUUAAAGAAUGAUUAUAAUAAAUUUCUUGAGUUUAUUCAACAGGAAUAUCAUAAAUUUCAGUCUAAAGAAAGAUCUUUCUUUUACUCUGUAGAGGAAUGGAUUAAACGUAGGAUUAAUCAAAUAAAAAGAUAUUUUAUAUAUCUUAAAAUUUUGAUUGAUGAUGAAAAAAUUGAUUCAGAAAUUAUAGAUAAUUAUGAUGCUUCUGGUGAAUCAAAUCAAAAAAUAGAUGAAUUGAGAGAGAAACUAGAGAAAAAAGAAUUAUUGAAAAAGGAAAAAUAUAAAAAUUUUAAUGUUUACUACGCUGUUAAAGAUGAAGUCAUUACAUUUAAGUUUAAGGAUUAUAUUUAUGAGUUUACUUUUUUAAAAGAUGCAUAUCAAAUUUCUUCUAAUGAUAAUAAUCGUAUUUUACUUGGCUCUUUUUCACACUUUGAUGGAGAUAAUAAGCUUUAUUAUCAUAAUGGUGACCGAUGUUGGAAUGGACCAUUACGUUCUGUAGUAAUAGAAUUAUUUUGUGGAGUCAAAAAUGAACUUAUUUCUGUAAUGGAAUACGAAAGAUGUGUUUACUUUAUGAAAGUAUUAACACCUGGUGCUUGUACUUUGCCUUCAAAUAAGAUAAAAAGAGACGAAUUAUAAAAAAAAAGGAAAAAAACAUAAAUAUUUUAAUAAUUAAGGACAUAA